This is a messenger RNA of Acanthopagrus latus (yellowfin seabream), 4129 nucleotides long. RefSeq names its product transmembrane protein 62 (gene tmem62). Bases 1 to 1977 code for a protein of 658 amino acids. The transcript has 14 exons. Gene Ontology annotation, molecular function: hydrolase activity. NCBI's taxonomy places the organism in Eukaryota, Metazoa, Chordata, Actinopteri, Spariformes, Sparidae. The record is from RefSeq and is a predicted model, not a curated record.
AUGCAUCUCAAGUGGCCCCGAUGGCAGCGACUGAACCGGAGGAUGCUGAAGCUGUUCGGUGCGCUGGUUAUCCUCGGACUGGCCCUGGCGUGCAUCACCUCCUGGGUGCUGGACAGCUAUGACACGGCUUGGCACCCGAAACGGAGCGUUCAGCACCCGACUGACGGCGAUGGAGAUGCCACCAAGGGGAGCUCUCCACCAUUUCCCGGCAGCGAGUUGAACAAUAUAUUCUGGUUUAUACAGGUGUCUGACAUCCACAUUAGCCGGUUUCAUGACCCGAGACGCAUUCCAGAUUUUGAGAAGUUCUGCACCGACACCAUCGAGGUGAUCAAGCCGGAUCUCGUGCUUGCGACAGGGGAUCUGACCGAUGCCAAAACGGAGAGCAAGGUGGGCUCCCUCCAGCACGAGGUGGAGUGGCAGGCCUACCACAACAUCCUGAAGAGGUCGCGCGUGAUGGAGCGCACCCGGUGGAUAGACAUCCGUGGAAAUCAUGAUGCCUUCAACAUUAUGUCUUUGGAAAGCACCAACAAUUAUUACCGGAAAUACUCAGCUAACCAGAAAGUGGGCUCUUUCCACUACGUUCACAAAACUCCCUUCGGCAACUACUCGUUUGUCUGUGCGGAUGCAACGCUGACUCCAGGACCCAAGAGGCCGUACAAUUUCUUCGGUAUUCUCAACCAGACUCAAAUGGACUUGCUGGACACGUUCAGAGCUGAGAGUCUGACGAACAACCAGUCGAUCUGGUUUGGCCAUUACACCACAUCCACCGUCGUCUCCCCCUCUCCAGGAAUUCGAGACAUGAUGAGAUCUGCUGUUGCAUAUCUGUGUGGUCACCUGCACACGCUGGGAGGCCUGAUGCCCGUCCUCCACAGCCGACAUCCACAAGGCACCCUGGAGCUGGAGCUGGGCGACUGGAUGGACAACCGCAGGUACAGGGUUCUGGCCUUCGACCACGACUUGCUGAGCUUCUCCGACCUGAGUUUCGAGCAGUGGCCUGCAGUGCUCAUCACCAACCCCAAGGACGCCCAGUACCAGCAUCCCGGAGUGGAGCCGCUGGGUCGGAUACGCAGAUCGACUCACAUCAGAAUCUUGGCCUUCUCCGAGGCUCAAAUCACAGCGGUGCACGUGAGCGUAGACGGGGAACCUCUGGGGAAAGGCCACGCGGCCGGAGGUCCUCUCUAUGUUCUGCUGUGGGAUCCGUCUCUCUACCUCACUGGACUGCACACCAUCAGAGUUAAAGUGGAGGACUCGGCGGGCCGGUCGUCAGUGCGGGAGCAGCACUUUACUCUGGAGGACGACCUGACUCCCAGCUUUGGUUUUGUGCAGUCCUUCAUCCUCCUCACAGACCACUACAUCCUGGGCCGAGUGGCCUUCAUAUUCAUGAUGCUGCUGAAUGUCGGUGUGCUGCUGGCCUUUAGGUUCCUGCGUGUUCCCACUGGGAGAGGUUUGUCCUCUCAGAUCUGUAUGUCGUUCCAGCUAGUCAGUACAAUGGACACCUUCUACUACUCUCUGCUGCUGUUCAACCUGUGCACAGCCUUAGGUCCGUGGUUCAUAGGAGAGCUGAUAGACGGCCACAGUGGCGCCUGCUUCGCCUUUGGGGUGUUCAUCGAUGGACACUUCCUGGAGGGCAGUCUCACUUACGUUGUCGGAGUCGUUCAACUCCUGUUCUUCAACAUGCCCCUCACCUCUUACCUUUGCUGGAGCCUCCACCACCGUUGCCGGGGCAACACCUUCCGAUCCCACUUCCUGCGGCCGGGCUGCCGCUGGCGGACUCUGGCUGUUCACCUCGUCAUGCUGCUGCUGCUCACUUGGCAGGCACACUCCUGCUACUUUCUCCUGGAGACCUACGGCCCCAUGGCCUUUUUCCUGUCUCCUGUCCGCACAUGGGCGCUGGGGCUCAGUCUGCUACUGGUCUACCGCGCCUGGACAGGCCCCGCCCCUCUCGUUCGCAACAGCAAGAGCGUCGCUCCCUCUUGACAGUAAUUGCACUGUACCACCACGAUUCCCCCCUCGAGCCUGACUCACAGAUAUAUUUUGCUGUCUCUUUCCACCCUGGAAACCUCAUUUCCCCCCCCCCCAAUACAGCAGCUCCCCACUCCUCCCUUCCUUCAUUUUCUUCCCCUCUCCUUCCAAAGCCACUUCACAGUACAUCACACACUAUCCUGUUUCUAGAUAGUAUUGUUUGAUUAAUAUGCAUGUUAUUGUAAAGCACCGGUGAGCACAUUUCUGGCCAUAUUCAUAGCAAUGUGUACAGCGUAAAAAAAAACAAACAAAAAGACCUUGGAUACACUGAGGGUGAAAAAGUCUGUUUAUGCUUUGUGAGGACUGGGCCGACGUGUGCCGCAGUCAACAGUAUACGAGCCGUACCCUGCUGUGGUUUAAAGCUGACUCAUUUACUUGAGCUUGAGCACUUUUUGGAAGUGUUGCCUUGGCCGAAUGCCACUUCACCACUGCCAAAGGAUGAAUAAGAAAGAUUUCACCUUUUAUUCUUCCCUCUGAGAAUCAUUUCCAUUCACUAACAAAGGCUGGACGUGCCAAACCGAUCCCUGUGUUUACCUUCUGACACACAAAUCAUGUGGAGACGAAUAGGCAUCAUUUUGUAUACUGUGAGCUUUUCCUAAAUCCCUGUGGCUGACAGAGCGUGGUACAUACAGUAACUCCGGUGAAGAUGACCCAGACGAUCAUGUUUUCGAGUUUACUCUACACAUAAUUACAGGAAAUCAAUGACAAAUCAAAUACUUUAGUUUAUCUCUGUACAAGCAGUUAAUGAGUUUUAAAGAAAUGAUUCCAUUGCACACAACUGCCACUGUAAAAUCUCGAUAUUCCCACUGAAUAGUCAUAUCAGAAUCAUGUAAAAAAAACAAAGUUGGCCUGGCUCGACGUGCUCCUUCAAAUGUGACUACAGGAAGCAGCUGUUUGUUUCUCAGGAAUGUGAGCACUUGAACAAUAGGCUGGUCCCAGUAGUACUUCAGGACAGUGUUUUUAUACUCCAUAGUAGCUCAGCGAAAACUCAAAAAAUCAUGUUUAAACGACGAGAUGUGUGGUGGCUGAAAAACAAAAAUGAAUGUGUUUAUAGAUGUGGUAAAAUGAAAUGAGCCAGUACUAUGCUGUUAUUUUUUUAACUAUUAUUUAUUCCUUUUGAUUGUAUUGAGUGAUUUAUUUCCCCUCUUCAUGUUACUGGAAAUGGGCAUUUUUCACCUCCCUCAUGGUCUGAUACAAGGUGAUUUCCCUUUGUUUUGAAUUUAUUCUGAUAGCUGUACUGAUCAGAAUGUGAUUUUUUUCUUUUCUUUUCUGGUGAAGGUGUUGAGGGCAGUUAACUUUGUCUGUUGCACUCUAAUUCAGUUCCUUCCACAAGAACUAACUGGUCUUUACAAAAAAACAAAAAAUAGAUAGGGCCACAUUUAUCAAGACUUUUAAUAGAAGCAGUGUUCCAACAACCAUACCCAGCGUGAGUGCAGAAUAAUUGCACCGUGCCAUGAUAGGACAUGCAGUUUAAUAUUGCAACAGCCACCAGACGAGGAGAAAAUUAAAUUAUGUGCACUCUCGCUGAGAAUGGUUUAAUAACUUUUUUUCCCUCUCCUUCUGCAUAGACAAGUCUGGAAGCAUCACUAAGUAUAUAGAUGGGUAUUUAAAACUGAAAGACUCUGUAUUGGACUUUCAAACGAUAAGUAAUCUGUCCACAAGGAGGCAGUAUUUAACUGAGCUGCAGGGUAAUCAGAGAUGACUGCAUUUUACUUCCACCUCCAAAUUAUGCAUGGGACAGUUUUGUUUUGUCUUAUUUUUUUAUUUUAUUUUUAUUUUUGCAGAAAAAGCACUGAAACCGUAUUAUGUUAAACUAUGAACCUGGUUGUGAUUGUUCUGUACUGUACACUGAUUUGACUGUACACAAGAAAACACAUGACAUCGACUCCACCGAAGAGCAUAAGCGAUGUACUGGUUGUUCACUGAACCUGUUCCCUCGUUCCCUCCCUCCUGUGUUCCAAAACACUGAAGUAUACGAAUGAAAAAGACGAUGAUUUUACACCUGCCACAUAUUUUUCUCGUGACAACUGAAAAAUUAGAGCCGACCACUAUUUUAUUUUGUUAAUGGUUUAUAGUGCUGUGGAAUAAAAAUGUUCAUUACAGUAAA